This is a messenger RNA of Acaulospora colombiana, 666 nucleotides long. The record is from the annotation of a GenBank genome assembly. NCBI's taxonomy places the organism in Eukaryota, Fungi, Glomeromycota, Glomeromycetes, Diversisporales, Acaulosporaceae.
AUGCCUCCCGUACAGCGUAAAGCAAGUUCCAUGGGUUAUGAUAAUUAUUCUGCAAUUUCGGAAAAAUCGUCCACGCCUCAGGGGAAAAUACGAAGCCGCGGGCGUACCGCCAUUAGCGGAAGUAAUCUGCGUGGAAGUGUUCAAGUGAAUACCCUGGAUAACUUCGAUGUGAAUAACUUUGGAAGGUCUGGCUCGAAUAAUUCACUUCGGCUAAAUCCUCUAAACACGAAUGACGCCGGUGUCAGUUUGCUUCACGCGGAACAUAACUCUUCUCCGAUCGCCACCAUUUCAGCAAAUAGUUCACAUGUAAAGAGCCUUCAGAAUAAUCCUAUACCUCACACUCAAUGUAUUCCUGCGAUGUUAGUCGGACAUAAUCCAACAGUACAAAAUGCAUCAUCGGAUGUUCAACAGCAAUCUAAAGCUUUUGCAGAACAAUUGAUGGCUUCGCAAAAGUUGCAAGAAAUAAAAAAUCAAGAUAAUAAAAAGUCUAUAGAUUCUAAAGAAAUAUCUGUAAGUUCCAUUACUCCUAAAAUUGUGGGUGCCACGCCUGUUCCGCAUUUCGUUCCUAAGGCGACAGCUCUCUCGACAUCUUUUAUUACUGCCAACUCCGCCGGGUCUAUAAAUGAUGCUGCGGUGAAAACAUCAAAUAUGACCGCUUCUCAUGUG